GACAAUUCCGUAUACUCUCCGGCGAACCUUCGAGGACCUUCUAAACUCUAAUACUCACGACGACUCGACCACUUUCAUCACUCCAAAAUUGAGAUCAACUUCACGACGAACGAGAACUAAUGGAGCAAUCGGCUGCUCCACAACCUCCGUCGAUGCCGUUACCAUAUCUUCCAAGCUCCGUUCAAGCCUCGAGAGAUGACCUUCAAUGUAUCGGAACUAUGGAGAUCGUCCGGCCAAAGCCAGUCGGUUUUCUCUGUGGCACCAUACCUGUUCUCGCCGAUAACUCGUAUCCGGCUUUUACUUCGGCUCUCCUCCCUCCUCAGGAAACCGUCGUCACUGCUCCGAGGUACCAGAUUCUUCCGAUGGAGACGGAUCUUAAUCGGCCUCCUUUGUUGACGGAUUUUCCCGAUAAUAUUUUACCCCUCUCCGCCGUCAAGUCUAGGAUCACCGGAGAUAUAUCUAAGGAGGCUAAUGUUAUUGCUUCGAACCUUAGCAAGAAAUGUGAAGCCCUUGCUGUGUCUGGUUUAGUGGAAUAUGGGGAUGAGAUAGAUGUGAUUGCUCCUGUUGAUAUUCUUAAGCAAAUCUUUAAGAUACCUUACUCGAAAGCUCGCGUUUCCAUAGCAGUUCAGAGGGUUGGACAGACUCUCGUAUUGAAUCCUGGACCUGAUGUUGAGGAGGGAGAAAAACUGAUUAGGAGGCAUAACAAUCAACCCACAUGUACAAAAAACGUGGAUGAAUCUUUGUUUCUAAACUUUGCUAUGCAUUCUGUGAGGAUGGAGGCUUGUGAUAUUCCCCCGACGCAUCGUCCACAUACCGAGAAAUACUCGAGUUCGUCUGCUCUCCCUGCGGGAGAGAAUUCUCAUGGGCUACAACAGAAUUGUGAUAGUGCUCCAGAUGACAGACUUGAUAACCCUGCAGGAGGUAGUAAACAAUCUAAACGGGAUGGUUUCAUUUGUCAAACUAAGAAGAGCAAAAAAACCAAGGCACGUGAGCCGGUAAAAAAAAACACUCAAAUCAGUGAUAAGAUCAAGCCUUCUGGAGACUCUGAUAAACAUAGAAGAGGUGGGAGUAACGAAUUUUUAAGAGUUCUAUUUUGGCAAUUCCACAACUUCCGCAUGCUUUUGGGUAGUGAUUUACUUCUGUUCAGCAAUGAAAAAUAUCUGGCUGUAAGCUUGCACUUGUGGGAUGUUAGCCAAAAGGUUACACCUUUGACCUGGCUUGAAGCUUGGCUUGAUAAUGUAAUGGCCAGUGUGCCCGAGUUAGCAAUUUGCUAUCAUGAGAACGGUAUUGUCCAAGGGUAUGAGCUUUUGAAAACAGACGAUAUCUUUUUACUAAAAGGUAUCUCGGAGGAUGGUACACCUGCCUUCAAUCCUCAUGUUGUUCAGCAAAACGGUCUUACUGUUUUAAGGUUUCUUCAAUCAAAUUGCAAAGAGGAUCCUGGAGCUUAUUGGCUCUACAAAAGCGCUGGUGAAGAUGUGCUGCAGCUCUUUGAUCUUUCCAUUAUUUCAAAGAACCAUUCAAGCGUUCAUAAUGACAGUGCAAGCUCAUUACCUUCUUUGAUUCACACUGGGAGACGUGACUCUAUGUUUUCUCUAGGAAAUCUUCUUUACCGUGUUGGCCAUAGGCUUUCUUUGUCAGUGGUGCCAAAUGAUAGGAACAAGUGCGCUAGGUUCCUCAGACAAUGUUUAAAUUGCUUGGACGGGCCUGAUCAUAUGGUUGUGCGGGCAUAUGCACACGAGCAGUUUGCAAGGCUCAUUCUGAACAAUGACGAGGAAUUUGAUUUGACUUUUGAGUCUAAUAGUGUGCAACGUGAAGUCAAAAUAACAGACCUAGAUGAGGAAUCACUUGAUCCUGUUACUAUUGUUGACCGUGAAAAUGAGGCCUUGAUUUUCUCAGAGGACAAGUUCACUGAAGAUUGCUCAGUUUCUACUAUAGCGCCUUUAAUAUCUGUUACACCAAAGUUGGAAGCAAAUGUGUCUCCUUGCAAUGAACUCGUACAUUCAGAUACUCCAGACUCCCACGAUACUAAAAGCUCUGCAGUGCACACCAGUUCAGAUACUAAUUUCGAUUGUGGUCCGGUAUGCCAAACUGCAACUAGUCUGAUCUCAUCUAAAGUAGCAGCAGUAAACCAUGUUUCUCAAGCUAUAAAGUCUCUCAGGUGGACACGUCAACUACAAUCUUCAGAACAGGAGGAGGCAUUUCUUGAUAUGUUGCCUGAUUUUUCCAAGUGUGCAUGUGGUGAUCCCGAUUGUAUUGAGGUUUGUGAUAUCCGUAAGUGGCUUCCAACAUCUAAACUAGACAGGAAAUUGUGGAACCUCGUUCUGCUUCUCGGUGAAUCAUAUCUGUCUCUAGGGGAAGCUUACAAAGAAGAUGGACAAUUGCACCAAGCUUUGAAUACUGUGGAGUUAGCUUGCUCGAUUUAUGGAUCAAUGCCCCAGAAGUUUGAGGAGACGUUGUUUGUUUCCUCGAUGAACAAGUUUCUUUCAUUGCAGUCAAAAUCGCAAGCAACAACGCAAGUGGAAGAUUUAGAAGAAAAAUCAGGGCCAUGUGACAUCAGUGUCAGAGAACUUUCAUCAACACGCCUCUUUUGGGCUAAAGUAUGGAUGUUGGUUGGCGACAUAUAUGUUCAAUUCCACAUUCUUAAAGGUCAGGAGCUCUCCAGAAGAACAAAGGAGACAUCAACCAAUCAUUUAAAAAUGCCGUCUGAAGUAGUUAAGGAAGUACAGCGGCUCAAGAAAAAGUUAACUGAGUAUAGUCAAAAUUGUGCCUCGUGUUCAUUAGUAAAUUGCAGCUGUAAGAGUGAUCGAGCAAGCAGUGGAAGUAGCGCAAGUAGCAGCAACAGCAAUGGAAGUAGUGCUCGUACUGCGCCUCAUAGCAGGAAGCACAAUAAAAAAUUACAGUCCAAGAAUGUCGCCAGCAGGCUCUCACGAAAUGUUGAAGAUGAACGUGUUAAUUUCAAAGUUGAGAACACGAGCCAUAAAGAUGAAAGUGCAUCCAAGGGAAGAAAGGAGGCUUUUCCUCUGGAGCAGAGUGAAUUCAGCUCUAAAAGAUCCCCAGGGGCAAAAAAGGGCGGAAUCUUCAAGUACCUUAAGGUGACCAAGACUGAUGAUGCAGAAAGCAAUCUGUUGGCUGCCCUAAAUUGUUAUGAGGAAACUCGAAGAGCAUUACAGGAGCUUCGAAGCGGCUGUAAUGAGUUGCAGUCUGUUCUUAGAAAGAAAGGAUGGGUAUGUAAUGAACUUGGUCGGAACCGUCUCGGGAGCAAAGAGCUCAACAAAGCUGAAGACGUUUUCGCUGAUGCUAUAGUGGCAUUCAAGGAAGUCUGCGAUCAUACAAAUGUUAUACUAAUUAACUGCAAUUUGGGUCACGGACGACGAGCUCUGGCUGAAGAAAUGGUUCCAAAGACGGAAGCUCUCAAACUGCAUCCUGCUUUUAAAAAUGCUUACCAACAAGCUCUGGGGACUGCAAAACUAGAAUACAGCAAGUCACUUAGGUAUUACAUGGCAGCAAAGACAGAACUCGAUGUUGCCACCAAAGAGGCUAGUUCGGUUCCAGACAAUCUGAAAGUUGAAGUCUAUACACAGCUUGCCCAUACAUAUCUCAGAUUUGGUAUGCUUCUAGCAAACGAAGAUACAACUCCUGCAGAUCGCGAACAGAAGAUCAUCCUAGAAAACACUCAUGAUUCAUCUUCAGAUGGAAAAUCCAGCGACUUGAGAAAACAUGACGUAUUAUCAGCCAGCGAUGCUAUAAGAGAGGCAUUGGCUCUAUAUGAAUCUCUCGGGGAAAUUCGCAAACAAGAAGCCGCAUACGCUUACCUUCAGUUAGCACGGUAUCACAAAAGUUGCUGCUUGAGGUUUCUGGAGACAGAGCGUCAAGGAAGUUCUCCUAAACCCGAGGCUAAUGUCAUCCAGAGAGCCAAGCAGUAUGCUUUGUUGGCAGAUAGAAAUUGGCAGAAAUCAAUGGACUUUUAUGGCCCCGAGAAUCAUCCUUCCAUGUUUCUUACGAUCCUGAUAGAGAGAUCGGCUCUUUCCUUCAGCAUUUCAAACUUCUGGCAGUUAAACGCUAUGCUUGAGUCAGCUUUGUCUCGCUUGCUGGAAGGCCGUCACAUCUCCAAAACAUAUGCAGAAUCUUUAAGAACCGAGGACCCAGAGCUUUACACCAAAUUCUGGGCCAAAUUGCAAAUGGUUCUAAAGCGUAUGUUGGCCUUAUCAUUACCAGCAGGCAAGUCUCAGACUCGUGGAAGAUCCGAAGACUCCAGAAAACUAAGAGAACUAUAUAAAGCAUCACUUAAGUCAACAAACCUUGGUGAGUUGAACGCUAUGCAUGUCUUGUGGACAUCAUAAUUUUAACUAGGCAAUCUCUUACAUGGGCAAUGAUGCGAUGGCGGAACCAUCAUAUUAGUAUAAAAUGGUAUCAGAACUAAAGCUAGUUUUCUAAAUAAGUGUGAUAGUGUGAAUCAUAAAAGAAUGGUAUUAAAUUUUAAAUGUCUUGGCAAUAUUAUAAAUUUUAUAUCAUAGACUAUCUUCAUAACU
Camelina sativa (false flax) is the source of this 4529-nucleotide messenger RNA. NCBI's taxonomy places the organism in Eukaryota, Viridiplantae, Streptophyta, Magnoliopsida, Brassicales, Brassicaceae. The record is from RefSeq and is a predicted model, not a curated record.